AUCGCUCCUCUUUUUUCUUUUCUUUUUAAACUAAUAAAUAAAUAACCAACUCAGUAAAUAAAGUCCUUCACUCUGAAGUCUCCGAAUCGAUCGAAAAAACUUCUUCAAUUCGGUUCUGAAUCUCUGAAUUUAGGGUAGAAUAAUGGCGCCCCCAGAAGGUGGGCAAGUAGCAGCAGUAGCAGGAGGAGAGGGAGGAGCACCACCUCAAAGACAACAGGGAGGGUUUGGAACUUCAAUAACUGGAAUCAUAAGAAUUGCUGUGUUUUGGUAUUUUGCUUCCAAGUUCUUUUCUCCCGCUGUUAAGAAAUCCAAUGAACCCAUUGUUCAGAUCUCAAAUCUCUUCAAUAAAGGAGAAACCCUGGAUAUGUGGGUUUAUCUAUCUGAACAUGAAAAGUUUAAUGAAUUUGGUAAUGAAGAAUUACUCACUUGGCAUGAAACAAAUAUACCUUAUGCUGUUUGGGGAUCAGAAAGCACUAGAACUUUAUCUCUUACUUAUCAUCCUUCUCCGGCGGUGCAGAACAAUGGGAGUGUAUAUGCUCAUGUUUACUUUGCCCGUUCUGGUUAUUCACCAGAUCCUACUGAUCCUGAAUAUCAGCCAUUGGCUGCGUUUGGGAGAACACAUCCUCUUGUGAAGUACUCGCCCAAGUCUAAAAAGAGUAAAAAGAGGAGCUUGUUAGGAGCAGAAGAGGAGGGCAAACAAGUGUCUGAGGAGAUUGAUGAAAGUCAGAUUGACGCUGAAGACACUGGCCCUACAGAAUGGAUAUCUUACUGGAAGCCAAACAUUACAAUCAAUCUGGUCGACGAUUUUACACGGUACACCCAGAACGCUGCUCCACCUAAUGUUGCUCCAUACUUGAAUAUUGAGCCUACAACGGGGAGCUAUUAUCCAACAAUAUACUUCAAUGAGUUUUGGUUACUUAGAGACAAGUACAUAGCGAUGAACGAGUCAGUGACAGAAGUACCACUACAUUUGGAAGUGGGUCCCAUAAGCAUGACCAAGUGGCAGUUAUUCAUGCAAGUUGACCAAUCAUUCCAGAUCCACCGUAGUUACGGAAGCAUGGUCGAAGGCGAGGGCGAUGAACUUAAGAGGGUAUUUUUGGAAGGAAAUCCUGUCCUCUUGCUGAUCACGAUGUGUGUUUCGUUACUUCAUUCGGUGUUUGAUUUCCUGGCGUUCAAAAAUGAUAUCCAGUUUUGGAACAAAAAUAAAUCCAUGGAAGGGUUGUCGGCCAAGACAGUUGUUGUUAACUUUUUUUCCCAGUUGAUCAUAUUCCUGUAUCUACUUGACAAUGAUACUUCCUGGAUGAUUCUUGCUAGUUCUGGUGUUGGUGUUUGUAUCGAGUUUUGGAAAAUUGGGAAAGCCAUGCACGUAGAGGUUGAUAGAAGUGGAAGAAUACCAAUGUUGAGAUUUAAGGACAGGGAUUCAUAUUCAGGAAACAAGACAAAGGAAUAUGAUGAUAUGGCAAUGAAAUAUCUAUCAUAUCUUCUCUUCUUCCUCGUGAUAUGUUCUGCUAUUUACUCACUCAAGUAUGAGCAACACAGGAGCUGGUACUCAUGGAUCCUGGGUUCCCUCACAAGCUGUGUUUACAUGUUUGGUUUCAUUAUGAUGUGUCCUCAACUCUUCAUAAACUAUAAGCUGAAGUCUGUUGCUCAUCUCCCCUGGAGACAGAUGACAUACAAGUUCCUCAACACCAUCAUUGAUGAUCUCUUUGCCUUUGUCAUAAAAAUGCCAUGGCUACACCGUCUUUCUGUUUUCCGAGAUGAUCUUAUCUUUUUGAUCUACAUUUACCAAAGAUGGGUUUAUCCAGUAGAUAAAAAACGUGUGAACGAAUUUGGUUUCGGUGGUGUUGAUGAUGGGCAGACAGCUGACGGCACUGUUGUAGCUGACGGCACUGCUGUUGUUACAGCAGAGAAGGAAGAAGAAAAGAAGACCAAAUGAGCAGUCUGUUGAUAGUUAUUUGAGUUCCAGCUAACUUUAAACUGUAAAACUGAAGUAGGAUACUACUAUACAUAUUCUUUGUUUAUCAGGUUCUCUCUUUUUCCUACCUGGCAUGUUUGCAUGCAUAAAUCUCACUCUCCAGGAAGGAUUGAUGUGUUUGCAUGCAUAAAUCUCACUCUCCAGGAAGGAUUGAUGUGUUUUUAAUAGGGGGGUUUACUUGCCAUCUCUGCCGUGUGGCAACAUUUUUAUGGCUAACGUACAGGAUAGAACAGCUGGGAACUGUUACAUAUUUAUUUUGUAGUUUUAUAUAAUUUUUUGGGUGAAUUAUUUUGUUGAAAAGAUGAUUAAAAUAAUGUGUUAAUUCCUUUUAGUCUUAAA
This is a messenger RNA of Papaver somniferum (opium poppy), 2314 nucleotides long. RefSeq names its product cleft lip and palate transmembrane protein 1 homolog. The transcript has 12 exons. Bases 143 to 1936 code for a protein of 597 amino acids. Gene Ontology annotation, cellular component: endomembrane system; membrane. The record is from RefSeq and is a predicted model, not a curated record. Lineage: Eukaryota; Viridiplantae; Streptophyta; Magnoliopsida; Ranunculales; Papaveraceae.